Thecamonas trahens ATCC 50062 is the source of this 1311-nucleotide messenger RNA. Its product is annotated as seryl-tRNA synthetase. Gene Ontology annotation, molecular function: ATP binding; serine-tRNA ligase activity; tRNA binding. NCBI's taxonomy places the organism in Eukaryota, Apusomonadida, Apusomonadidae. The coding region runs from base 1 to 1311 and encodes 436 amino acids. The transcript has a single exon. Gene Ontology annotation, cellular component: mitochondrion. Gene Ontology annotation, biological process: mitochondrial seryl-tRNA aminoacylation. The record is from RefSeq and is a predicted model, not a curated record.
AUGGCCGCCUUCGCACGCUCGGCUGCAUCGCUCUCGCCGCCACACUCCAUGCUCGCCAACCUGACUGCUCGAGGUCUCUCACCCGCUGCUGCACAGGCGGCAGUCGAUGCACUCGAUGCCGCUGCCGCCGACAAGAAGGCUGCCGAUGCCGCGGUCGCCGACGUUCAGCGGGCCCGCAAGGCCCUGGCCAAGGCCGGCGGAUCGACGGCGCCGGAGCGGCUGCGCGAAGAGGGCGCAGCGCUCAAGGUCCGCGCGGCAGAGGCCAAGGCCCGCGCUGCCGACGCCGCCGCCGCCCUCGCCGCGGCCAAGGCCACGCUGCCCAACGAGAUGGCGCCCGACACACCCAUCGGCGGCGAGGAGGCAAACGUCGUGGUCCGGAGCGUCGGCACGCCGCCAGAAAGCGGGCUGGAUCACGUCGACUUUGCUACCGCCCGCAAGUGGAUCGAGUUUGAGGCUGCGUCGGCCGUCUCCGGCCCGGCCUUCUACUACCUUGCCCGCGAGGCUGUCCAACUCGAGGCUGCCUUGGUGGCGCACGCACUCGACACCGCCAUCGCCGCAGGCUUUGUCCCGUACACCGUCCCGGAAAUUGUCCACGAGCAUCUGGUCGAGCGGUGUGGGUUCCAGCCGCGCGGCGAGUCCUCGCAGGUGUACAAGGUGACGACCGACUCACCGGGCCACGACGCGGCCAAGUGCCUUAUCGGCACCGCCGAGAUCCCCCUCGCCGGGCGCUUCCUCGACACACUCAUCCCUCUGCCCGAGCUUCCCGACUCGGCCCGCUCUGUCGCCGUCUCCCGCUGCUUCCGCGCCGAGGCCGGUGCCUCAGGCCGCGCCACCCGUGGCCUUUACCGCGUCCACCAGUUUACAAAGGUCGAGCUGUUUGGCCUUGCCCAGCUCGCCGACGCCAAGCAGCUCCACGCCGAGCUACUUGCCCUCUCCGAGUCCAUCGUCGCCUCGCUCGACCUCCCGUACCGGGUCCUCCGCAUGGCCUCGCGCGAGCUCGGCGCACCGGCUUACGCCAAGUACGACAUCGAAGCCUGGAUGCCGUCGCGUGGCGGCUUUGGCGAGGUUGCCUCGGUCUCCAACUGCACCACCUACCAGGCUGCCCGCCUCAACACCCGCAUCCACGACCCGCGCGCUCCGAAAAAGUCGCGCAACUCGCUCGCCGCCACCCUCAACGGCACCGCCGCCGCCAUCCCGCGCCUCAUCAUGGCGCUCAUCGAGAACCACGGGACAGUCGACGAGGACGGACGCCCGGUCCUCGCCCUCCCGCCGGCGCUCCGCCCGUAUCUUGGCGGCCGCGAGCUGCUCUAG